Colossoma macropomum (tambaqui) is the source of this 3476-nucleotide messenger RNA. RefSeq names its product kelch-like family member 36 (gene klhl36). The record is from RefSeq and is a predicted model, not a curated record. The transcript is spliced from 6 exons. Gene Ontology annotation, molecular function: cullin family protein binding. The coding region runs from base 1171 to 3045 and encodes 624 amino acids. Lineage: Eukaryota; Metazoa; Chordata; Actinopteri; Characiformes; Serrasalmidae.
AAGUAUUGAAGUGAGCUUCACGUUUCCUCAUGCUUUUCACGAUCGAAUUUGUUCGUGCUAAUUACAGCUAUUUAAAAGAGUAAUUUCCCCAGGAAUAGGAUGACACAAUGGUAAAAUGUUUUAUUCUCCUUGCUAGCUGGUUGUCAUCAAAAAAGAUGAGAGACUUGUGCAGCAGUGCUCAUUGUCCAGUAACGCUAACUUACCUUCUGCCCAGCGAGCUAUUGUGCUGUCUGUCUGUCUCAGUGUGUGGCUGUAUUGUUAGUUUGUGCUCGACUUAACAGCCCAGCGUGCUGAGUAACGAACCUCACUAACCGUCGGUUCUGAUAGUUUUGCCAGUAGUGAUGGUUUUUGCUGGAUUCUGUAAGAUUACCUGUUCGUUUGUUUUUUUAUUAACUCGUAUGAAGAGUCUGUAUACAAACAGGUUUAACUUCCCCAUCCUCGCUAGUCAGUUAACGUAGCUACCCGUAGUUAGCUAGCUAGCGUUUGCUACUUGACUAUAAUGACUAGUGAAAGCUUGUUAAGAAGGGCGCAAAGCCAUUUAACUAGAUUACUUUAAGCGUUACUGUAUUUGUAGGUCUGAACAGCAGGUUUGAGGACACUGCUCUUUUGCUUGAAGCUUGAACGCUCGUUGUUUGUGUACGAGCGGCUGGAGCGUUUUAAACUUUUUUGCUCUAAUUUAUCAGCCUCAGAAAUAUUUUCAUAUUCUCGUUACUGGUAUUGUUUGGGUGUGAGGAAUGAUUUUACACAUCACUACCAAGGUGUAGGCAUGUAAACCGCUGGAUGCUCCGUUUCUCUCCCACUGAAUAAACACAGGAACUAAACCCGGUCAAAAGUAACCCAAGCAGCUGUAUCUGAUAGGGCCUGGGCUAAGAGGACAGGGGCUCCACUAGGGGGACACCGUUUUAGAAAACACACCGUUAAAAUGAACUUACUCAAAUAAAACCUUGAAUACUUUAGAAAAUUAAAAUGACACUCAAGCCAAAAUAAAUAAAUGUAACCAUCACUACAUCUGUUGUGAAGAUUCUUUCUGAUGACGUAUCUUGAAGAUGGAAGGCAGAUGACUAUACCCUAUUGCGCCUGCAUAACUGUGUAACUGCCUCCAAAUAAUCAUUACAGCUAAGAGAAUGGAUUACUCACACAACAGAGAUAGUUUUAGAGGGAGAUGACACAAUGGAUGGUGGGAGGCAGGCUCGUCUUUCACGCCCACACCGAAUCAGCGAGUCUUCGAAAGUGUAUCGAUGGGCAGACCAAGCUAGCUAUCUCCUGCAGGGUUUGAAUGAACAGAGAGAGUGUGGUCAGCUAUGUGAUGUGGUGUUAGUGGCCAAUGAGCAGCGGGUGCCUGCACACCGGGCCCUACUGGCAGUCUCCAGUCCGUACUUUCAGGCCAUGUUCACCCUUGGCAUGCGAGAGGAGCGCCAAGCCGAGGUGGAGCUGGUGGGAGCCUCCUACGUUGGUGUGAAAGCAGUUGUGGACUUUAUGUACAGUGGUGAACUGCCACUUGAUGGUGGGAACAUUGACUAUGUGCUGGAGACGGCUCACCUGCUGCAGGUGUGGCGGGCGGUAGAUUUUUGUUGCCAGUACCUGGAGAAGGAGGUGAGCGACGAAAACUACCUGUACCUGCAGGAACUUGCCUUACUCUACAGCCUGGACAGGCUGGACACCUUCAUAGACCGCUUUAUCCUGGAGCGGUUUGCCACGCUCUCCUUCACUCCAGAGUUUUUAAGGGAUGUGCGCUUGUCCAAGCUGUGCUCGUACCUGGCGAGCGAGCAGGUGCAGUAUGAGAGUGAGCAGGCCCUCCUCCAGGCUGCCCUGCAGUGGCUGAGCCAGAGGCCCGAGCGCACAGCCUUUGCCCGACAACUGCUCUCCCAUAUUCGCUUCGCCCUGAUCCCCCCAGAGGAGCUGAUGAAGCAGGUGCUGCCGACCGUACGCUCUCUGCUGCCACCAGAAUCCGGUUGUGAAGCUCUGGUGGAAGAGGCGCUAGGCUACCAUGCCCAUGUCAGUGCACAGCCCGUGCUGCAGACAGCCCGCACAAAGCUAAGAGGCGGGGUAGAGCGCCUCUUGCUGGUUGGAGGGGAGGUGUAUGAGCGUGGGGAGGAGCUUAGCACUGAAGUGUGCUGGCUGGAUGAAGAAGCAGGGACAUGGGAGGUGGAGACCCAGCUGCCAGCUCAGAGGAGUCACCAUUGCGUGGCAGUGCUUGGAGGAUUCAUCUUCACUGCAGGGGGAAGUUCCUCACGGGACAAUGGGGGAGGCGCAGCAAGUAACUUACUCUACCGAUACGAUCCACGCAACAACACGUGGGUCAAGAGUGCCUCUAUGAACCAGCGGCGGGUGGAUUUCUAUCUGGGCACCAUGGGGGAAUGCCUGAUUGCUGUUGGAGGACGUAAUGAUAGCGGUGCACUAUCAUCUGUAGAGGUCUACCAUCCUGUUGAGGAUUACUGGGCCUAUGUAGCAGGACUCCCCAGAUUCACAUAUGGCCAUGCGGGCACUACACAUAAAGAUGUUGUUUACAUCUCGGGAGGCCAUGACUACCAGAUUGGACCUUACCGACGUGACAUGCUGAGCUAUGACCCAAGCUCUGGUGACACAUGGACAGAGCGGCAGGCUAUGACUUUGGCUCGAGGCUGGCACUGCAUGACAUCAUUGCAGGACAAAAUCUAUGUCAUUGGGGGAAGUGACGACCACGAGGACAGCAUGGAGCGCUUUGACGUGCUGGAAGUGGAGGCCUUUGAUCCACAGACUGAGCAGUGGACUAGAAUAACUCCACUGCGGUAUCCCAACAGUGAGGCAGCAGUAGCAGUAUGGAAUGGCAAGAUCUAUGUCAUGGGAGGCUACACCUGGGAGCACAUGGACUUCUCUGAAAACACUCAGGUGUUUGUUCCAGAGAAGGGCCAGUGGGUGAUGGGACCCAACUUGCCCAGGUACAUUGCUGGAGCCUCGGCGUGUGUUUGCACUGUACGACCUCAAAAAUCCUGCAGCACGGAGCAGAAUAGGAUAGGACAGAGGGGGAAAGACAAGCAGAACUCCAGUCAAGGACAAGACAGAUAACUGUAGGAGGAAGCCCUGUUAUUUUAUUGCCCUGAAAGCAGAUGUGUGUUUCUUCCCAAAAUGCAGACUGUGGCACUAAGGGCUUGAGCUGAUCUGAGAUCAGUAUUUCUGAACUGCUGAUGGAGGAGAUGGGCUGGAUUAAACUGCUGUUUUGAGUCAUUUCUGAAUCAGUUGAUUGCAAUAAUGAGUGAUUUUAGAGGUGCCUCUUCAGGCCUUUAUAAGAGUGUAGGCAAUUAUUCCAUCUGUAGAAAUAAUGUGCUGUUGUGUCUGUCAAGCUGCUGGUGAAUUUUUCAAAGCACAAAUCUGAAGAUAUGUUUUCUACCACCGCAUUGUGUGUAAUGCUUGCCUUUGCAAUUAACGUUUCAGAUAACUUCAUUAUGUGGACUAACAUGGGCAGACAUUUUCAGUAUUGCAUUAAAACAUUAAACACA